Messenger RNA from Syzygium oleosum, 493 nucleotides. RefSeq lists its product as uncharacterized. The record is from RefSeq and is a predicted model, not a curated record. The transcript is spliced from 3 exons. Bases 83 to 322 code for a protein of 79 amino acids. Lineage: Eukaryota; Viridiplantae; Streptophyta; Magnoliopsida; Myrtales; Myrtaceae.
CUUCUAUCCCUUCCGCCCCCGUCGUCGGAAGUAUCCCAGAAGGCAGGAAUUUUCAGAGCGACGGAGAGCGAGACAGAGAGAGAUGACCGGAGGAGGCCAAGCGAUGAAGCGGAUCCCCAGGAUCAAGUUCCCUCAGCGGCGUACGAAUCCCUCCGGUACGGUAUCCCAGCCUAAAUCUACAUCUGCUGCUCCCCCUGUUCAAACAUUCUUUGCAAAUUCAAAGGUUUCAACAUCUACGGGAGGAAAGGCCUCACUUCAGCCCAAACGAACAGCUGUGUCCCAGGAGGAGAUUGAUGCUAUAUUGUUGGGUGGCUGCUUCUGAUUGCAGAAUGGAGCUGCUAGAGAGGUGCUGAUGUUGCUGGAAUUUCAUUCUUGACGAUUUAUGCGUUAUCUUGUACUUUCUUUUGGUUGGUGAUCUAUCCUGUACUUGCAAUUUCUAUUGUUUGUGAUUUCUAGAUCACCCAGUAGCAAUUUCGAAUGUGGACACAAUAUA